Acanthoscelides obtectus is the source of this 342-nucleotide messenger RNA. The record is from the annotation of a GenBank genome assembly. Lineage: Eukaryota; Metazoa; Arthropoda; Insecta; Coleoptera; Chrysomelidae.
AUGUAUCCUAACGAUUUGGAAACUGACUUAGUUCAAGAAUGCGUACACCUUCAAGGCCACCUUUCUUCUCAAAGAAUUUUAAUAAAACCUGAGUAUGGAUCAUUAAAAAGCCUAUCUUCGUUUCUGCGAAAUCAGAAUUUGGAGAACAUUUAUCCAAACUUGGAUAUAGCAGUUGGCAUGGCUUUGUGUACACCAGCGACAAAUUGCUCGGGUGAGAGAAGCUUUUCUUGCUUAAAGCGGGUGAAAAACUAUCUACGACCUACAUUAAGUCAAGAAAAGCUAAAUACUUUAGUUCUUUUGUGCAUAGAGUCAGAACUUAUGAACAAUAUUCAUACGGUUUAA